Ornithodoros turicata is the source of this 1101-nucleotide messenger RNA. Its product is annotated as zinc finger BED domain-containing protein 4-like. Lineage: Eukaryota; Metazoa; Arthropoda; Arachnida; Ixodida; Argasidae. Bases 1 to 1101 code for a protein of 366 amino acids. The record is from RefSeq and is a predicted model, not a curated record. The transcript has 3 exons. Gene Ontology annotation, molecular function: protein dimerization activity.
AUGUACGAGCAAAAACGCGUGCGGGCACACAAACUCAAUGUGGAUCAUCAAGAGCCAUUUCCGCCCAACUCAACCAAGCGACCACUGCCUCACAGCAAGACAGCCAAGCUUGAUGAGGAACUUGUCAAAUUAAUAGUAAAGGAGUAUCACCCGUUCUCUCUUGUCGAAGGUGUACGCGAAAUUAUCAACGUUCAAGCUAAGGUUAAAGCCAUUGUUCGUUUUUUCAAGCAGAGUGCUCACGGACUGGCGAAGCUCCAAUCGAUGCAGCAACAAAUGGGUGCACCGAUGUUAAAAUUGAAACAAGACGUUCCAACAAGAUGGAAUUCCACAUAUGAAAUGUUUUCAAGGUUGAUAACUUUGAAGGAGGCUAUACAGUCGACACUGGCCAUCCUCGACUCCGGGGUGGAGUCACUCUCCCAGAGUGAAUGGCAUAUUGUGGAAAAAUCCUGUGACAUACUGAAGCCGUUUUUGGAAGUAACCACUGAAAUGAGUAGCGAGAAGGCAGUGACAGCAUCAAAAGUAAUUUUGCUGAGCAAUGCUCUUAUGGCCCACGUGGGAAACGCCGCAAAAGAUGAAAGCCUCCCUGAAACCUGCGCAAAAAUGGUUCAGGUUCUUGACGAGCAAAUGAAAAAGCGAUUUUCCGAUGUGGAAGCCGUGAAAAUACUGGCUGAAGCAACGUUUUUGGACCCUCGUUUCAAGAGACACGGGUUUCGUAAGGAGGUCACAUUCAGAAAUGCCUACCGUUGGCUCACACAACAAGCAAACUCCGUUGAAGUUGCAGAGUGCGACCAAUCAAGAUUCCAGCUUUCUGCACAGGAGGCAAACCAGGACUCUCCGUCCAUUUGGCAGACUUUCGACACAACUGUGUCGAGCCUCGUCAAUCCCGCAAAUCCAACUGCGGCUGGGAUACGCGAACUAGACAAAUACUUGCAGGAGCCCAUGAUUCCGAGGAAAACAAAUCCAAUUCUCUGGUGGAAAGAAAGGAGACACGUCUAUCCGCGUCUUUUUGAAAUAAUGAAGAGUCGAGGAGGCAAUGUCUCGCAGCCCUCUGCAAUCACACAGGCUGUGAUCGACAUUAUUGGUGAAGAUUCCUGGGGUUGA